Austrofundulus limnaeus is the source of this 3717-nucleotide messenger RNA. Its product is annotated as fibronectin type III domain-containing protein 1. Gene Ontology annotation, molecular function: protein binding. The record is from RefSeq and is a predicted model, not a curated record. NCBI's taxonomy places the organism in Eukaryota, Metazoa, Chordata, Actinopteri, Cyprinodontiformes, Rivulidae.
CAUCUGAGUCCGUUCAUGUGGUGUCACUGCAGGCACAGAAGGCCCAAGGACAAAGUGCACCCGCCAACAGAGACAUAACAGCCAAAACUACACAAUCAGAGCCACCUGAAUACGAAGCCCGGGACAUUAGUGUCAGGGUCAUAUCUCCAAAGUCUGUUCUUAUUUCCUGGGUUGACCCUGCUGUUGAAAUGGGAAAAGUUGCGCCGGGAGCAUCCAGGUCGUACACAGUCAGGUUCAGGGAGAAAGGUGAGUCAGCACGCUGGGAGUACAAGGAAAGCACCCAGAGGAGAUUGAUGAURGACACCCUGUCUGCUGACGGCAUGUACGAGUUCUCCGUCAGGAUCUCUCAGGGAGAAAAACACAGCAAGUGGAGCGUCUCCGUGUUUCAAAGGACUCCUGAGUCCGCYCCAUCUGGACCACCUGAAGAUUUUGAGGUCAAGCCACUACGAGGAAAAGGAACUGCUGUCAUUGCAACGUGGAAUCCUCCAGAAGAACCCAACGGCAGGAUAAGAGAAUAUAUCUUGUCUUACGCCCCUGCAAUGAAACCGUUUGGCAUGAAAAGUAUCACAUACCGUGGUGGCACCACCACAGCCACCAUAGAUGGUCUGACCCCAGGAGAGCGUUACAUUUUCAAGAUAAGAGCCACCAACAGGAGGGGAAUGGGACCACAAAGCAAGGCCUUCAGCGUAGCCAUGCCACAGUCCAGGAGUGCUGGCUCGUCAUUUUCCAAAACAGUGGACAGCCAGAGGAGCAGCCACACYUCUUCUAAACAGGAUGUGGACGACGAAGAACCCAAUCCUCCGACAAAAGAGYUGCCAGAGGAACAAACUACAACCCCUAAGCCACCCAUCAAGCGUGUGCGCCCACUCUCCCAGUCACGCUCCUACCACAGUAUCUUUUCUUCCGUCAGAGGCUCAGUCAGGAAUGGGAUAAACAGAGGUUCAGCUAAAGAAAAGGUUCAAGAAAAUGAGGAACAAGAAGAAGAUAAAGUACCCACAACUCCACCUCCUACAGAAGAGACAACUACGGAAGCCAUGCCAGAAACAGAAGAUCUAGACAACAAUGUCUCCCUUCUGUCUGAGGAUGAACUUGAAUAUAUCAAAGAGCCCAUGACUACUGAAACCCCAAGUCUUAAASUUUUAACACCCUCUCCAACCAAACCUGUGCAUAAAAGUCCUUAUCAACCAAACAGAAGGCCGGUUAAGAUUAGGGUUCAUCAAAAAGCUGAAUCAAAGGUUACAUCCUCCUCAUCAUCACCCAAAAAUCCCUCUUCAUCUUCAUCAUCAUCAUCCUCUGCAACGUUAUCAUUCCCUUCUUCACGUAUUCAAGAGUCUGCAGCGAGUAGAAAGGACCAUGUAGUCUCUGCAUUUCCAAAGACACAAAACAUCUACAAUAAACCCAAUGUAACACAAGCAAAUCCUUCUACUACAGGUAGACAAGAAAUGGACUCACAGCAGACAGAUUCUACACUGAAGAGCACUGGUUCUUCUUCAGCAGAGCAUGGCAGCAGUUCUACUUCUGUUCUUUCUUCAAGGUUUGGUUCUGGUCGAAGACAACCUGGAGUUUUGUUUAGAGGAAAUGCAACUCGAUUGCUAAAUGGCUACAAACCUGCCAUCACCACUCAGCUGAAAAUCCCAAGCAGAACCCAAAGCCAGGUUUCCUUAAACUCACGUACUUCAGCUAAUUCUCAGUCUACCUUACCAGAAAGAACUCAAAGUCAUGAAACAUCAUUGAGUUUCAUUCCGAAAACAUCCACAUCAACUUCAAGCUCGAACAGCCAUUCAACAUCAGGCUUGGAUAACUCUAACAAAUCACAGUUCACAUCAAAUUCAAGGUCUCGUGAUUCAAAAACUCUAUCCCCUUCACAGAGAAGAAUUUACCAUGCAACUGAAGACAAUCCAGGUUCUUCUCAGUCAACUUCACAAAGAGCAUCUCACAGCUCUGAAGCUUCACGCGAAAUACACAACUCACUCGUUUCACAUUCAUCACCUGAUCUGAAUGCAUCAUUCAAGGAGGGACAUGAUGACAGUAAUUACAAACAAGAAGAAGACAAAAAACCCAAAGUCGAAGUGCCCGCUUCAAGUUCUAGAGUACAACCCACAGAUCAAAAUAAAGAGGAAGAAAAAAAAGUUGAAAGCGCAAAUAAAAAGCCCACGCUUUCUCGUACUAGAAUUAGUUCUUCGUUUGCUGAACGGUUCCCUUGGCUCGCCAGUCGCUACCCAGACAAGUUUGUCUCAAGUACAAGGGRGUCAUCUUCCAGGCAAGAUGGAGGGACUUCUUCAACCAGGGUGUCAUCGUCUGUAGGGGCUGGCAGACCACUUUCAGGAGGGACACCUGUUAGGGUUUCAGGGGCUGCAGGCGUUACAGGAGAUUUGGUAAAACAGGACACCACUGAAGAUCUGAGAACUCCAUCCAAACAUGACUUGUUAAAGACUAGUGUUGGAGUGAGUUCAGUUAAGCCCUCUUUGAACAAUCAAAAUACAAGACCUGGUGACACUAAGAGUCCAACAACCUCCACGUUUUCAAACUCUGAAUCCAGCCCACGUGAAAAAUCAACUGGACACAAAGAUUUCAGUGAUCCCAUUCACAAAGAAAUCUCAAAGAAUGAUGAUCAUAAGGACGYCCUAAACUCAAGGAGUGGUGAAAAGAACGAGAAAGCUGCAGACCACAAGGCAGCUCAAGCAAAUCCUACGUUUACUUCAGCCAUCUACAGGAAUGGAGAAAAGGAUGAGAGUGGGAGUACAAGGGAGACUUCAUCCAGGACCAGGGCCGGCACUUCAAGUGGAGUCAGUCCAAGUCAGCGUCGUCUCGGUGUAGGAAUGAACGGACGACUGCGCUCUUCUCUGUUAGCCAACACGCAGUUUGGUGGGUCGAGGCUUCCUAUCAGGCCACAGCAGGUGCAAAACUCUCGACUGGGUGGUUCAACAUCGGACUCCUCAUCAUCGCUCGAUGCCUCUGCCUCCUUAAAUGUACCGAAACCUGCCUUGAACUCAGCUCAAACUGCUGGUGGUGACACUACUGUAACAAAAGUGUGGGGUGGCAACUCUCUGUCCUCAUCGUCAUCAAGUUUAAGAAAUCAAGGGGGAAGGCCUCGCUAUCCUAUUGUUAGAGGGAAACUGAACAAUGGAGGAGGAUUCAGAUCUGGCAAUGGAAAUGUAGGUAAAAAUGAACAACCAAAUCUGACUGCAACAAAAGAAAAAGAGACUCCUUCUUCUGGUGGAAAUAGCAAGACUACAGGGCAGAGGUUUAUCACUGGGCCCGAUGGAACCAAAUGGGUGGUUGACUUGGAGAGAGGGUUUCUAAUGAACCAGGAUGGGAAAAUUCUUCAGGACUCCCAAGGCAAACCCAAGAGAGUGGUCCUCGGAGAAGAUGGGCGUACCAUUUUUGACCACAUGGGUAGUCCUCUGGUGAGUCAGGAAGGCCUCGCUCUAUUUGGCCAUGGCAGAGACAGCCAGCCUGUGGUAAACCCCAAAGAUAAGGUCCUCACAGUCGGAGGAAAACCUGUUCUUGGUUUGAACCUGCUUCGCCCCAGGACAUCCAUCACCACAACCACAAAGGCUCCUACCACCACAGCAGAACCCACCACCACUGAGUGGACUACAGAGGUUAGCACUGCUCUGCCAUACCCAACCUGUCCACCUGGAACCUUCGCUAAAACAGAUGAAUAUGGAAACCCCAUUUUGGAUCCAGAGGGAAUUUUGGACUGUUAUCCAGAAG